AUGUCACCGUCUCAAGCUAUGAAACUUGAGAUUAUGAUGAAACAACAGGUGCAGGACGCAGUCCUUGCUCGGAGUGUACAGCUUUUAAGAGACAAUAAACUUGACUCGGACUGGCGCCUUGUUGGUUCUCUCGGUCAGCUCAAGACAUUUAAAAUCCGAGGGACGGAUUCGUUUUGCUCAACUUCUAACUGGGUUACGACAUCGGAGAGAAGCAGUCGAGUUAUGGCUGGUGUCCAUGACCGGAUCAGUACACAUUCGUGGACGAGACGCAGCCGAAGCUCUUAUCGUAUCUCCUCUCAUCGUACCAUGGCCGCAAGUAGUAGGCGUCACGACCCACUACCACUUAAGCCAAGCCCACCGCUCCAGUCCUUUCGCACGUUUGGCCACAUUCAAGGAAAUUAUCGCGACAUUGUCGGUGUGCACUACGCGACUAAUUCGAUUGACUUUGUCCAGCAGCAGAAACUCCUCUCGCCGGUUGUAAUUGAUGGCGCUGUCCUACACACAAUUCGCGCAACUAAAGACAGUUACUUGGGCAUCAAGUGGUUGGCUGUAAAUACCUUUGCAGGUAAGCGUGAUGUUUGCUAUGUUGAAAUGGUGGGCUACACGACCGAUGCCAAUGGACACGAGAUCGGCUUUGUAGCACUAGCGUCAGUGGAUGUACCAGAGUGUCCUGAGCUUACAAGUCCAAUCAAGUUAACACGUGUACGGAUGAAGCGUACGAUGCUAGUCGCCCCGGCAGCAGGUGCAGCAAAAACGACCUCGGAAGUCUUUGUCAUGGGUGCCAGCGAGACAAACGAGUCGUCAAUCGCCACUCUUGCGCAGUAUCGACUCAACAUGGCCGUCCUGAAUGAUUUCUCACUAGUGAUUGAUUCCCAGAACAUUGCGCAGCAAAAGUUAACUGCCCACAAGAAUUGGGUUCCGGAUAAAAAUCGUGCUUCAUGCAGCAUUUGCAGUCGUCGAUUUCGUUUCGUGUUUCGGCGACGACAUCACUGCCGUUUGUGUGGGGAUGUCGUUUGUAAGACUUGCUAUGUUAAUCGCGCUGUACCGGGCACAGGCGUGGAAGAUGGAAACAAUUGCAGGUCUCCAACUAUGAAUGCCAUUUGCCAGACAAAAUUUUGCGUACGAUGCGUGAUGAGCCUUCGUGUCAUGGAUAAGCGCGUUGGAAAGCUGAAUCAGCAAACAGCCGAGACGGAAUUGGUUCGUGCGGAAACUUCGGACGUGUCCGAGACCAAUGUUGAGCAGCAAUCACCUGUAAAUGUACGCGACUCCUCCGUCACGUACUUCAAACGCGGUACCAAGCAGAAAUACACACUGGAUCUGGAUCAGCUCUACACGAUGUCAGCUUCGCAAAACAUCAGCAGCCCUGAAAAGGACAACAGUGUUGAAGUUAGUGGCACCACUGCUCGAGCAAUAGUCGCAAGUUUGCUAGCUUCGCACGGUGGUGGUGGGCCAAAGUGUCUUCGGCCCUCACUAUCCAUCGACCCUGCUCAUUCAAACUCGUACACGAAGCUUUGCGCAUUGAGCCGCCACAGCUCCGCCACGAGUCUUGGGAGUAAGUCUCUCAUCGAAAGGAAUUCAAACUAUACCAGUUCAGUUGCAUGGUCGCAAUCUAGUUGCGAGAUGCGAUGA
Molecule: messenger RNA, 1629 nt
Organism: Peronospora belbahrii
Lineage: Eukaryota; Oomycota; Peronosporomycetes; Peronosporales; Peronosporaceae
Source: the annotation of a GenBank genome assembly